CUGUAGAAUGAGGAAGUUCCUACGGUAUGGUAGUGGUUUCUUCAAGCGUGCUUCUCCACGUCCGUUCUCUGUCAGAUGCCAGCAUCGACACACUGAAGCGGUCCGUUGACGGUACGAUAAACAGCUUCUUCGCAUGUGCCAUAGCAGUCUAUCGUGGACUGAGAUCAUUUCAUUUCACUAUGGGAGCAUCUUCUUCCAGUCUGCUAGAUGAGACUAAAUCCAACUACAUCAGAGGUCGUGCUGAGGCCGAGCUGAAGAACUUCAGUCCCCACUACAGACAACAGUACUCUGUUGCCUUCUUCUCUCAGCUGCAGGAGGAGGUGGAGCAACACAAAGAGACCCACACACAGCUCCUUAAACAGAGGGAGCCCCUUAGGCCAGAGGAAGUGCUGUAUCAGGACAGUGUUCUGCACUAUGACGACACCGGGAAGUGGAAGGAGAGGUUUGUGGUGAUGAGAGCCAAUCACAGCCUGGAGUAUCAUGACAACCAGGAGAGCUUCGCUAAAGGUGUUCCGGCCAGACAGAGACUCCUACCAACAGGGGGCGUAGUUCUGACGUCCGAGGAGAAGUACACAGCACUGGUGGACAAGGCCUUCCCCGACCCUAAAUGUUUGAAGGAGGAGACAUCUCCCCCCAUGGUAGUGGUACCUUCUGGUCAGUUCCCUGUGUACCUCAGACUGCCCUACAGACGAGACGUGUACUUCAGCUUCCCCCAGGAGGACCGGCGAGCGACCUUCCUCUCCAUCCUCACGGGCUGCAUCAGGCACCAGAACCACGAUUCUCUGAGGAGGUCCUCCUGUGAGUCUCAGGCGUUCCUCAAGGCCAUACAUUUCUACCGGCAGGAGAAAGGACACUAUGAGUCCUGGGACAUGCUGAUGGGCUGUGAGGAGCAGGUCCUAGCCAAUCUGGUUUUGGAGGAGCUUCAACCCUCUCUACAGACAGAACUGCUGGCCAGACUGAAGGGAAAGAAAGCAGGGAGGAAGAGAGUCUGGUUCACCACGUUGGAAGCCGCGUACUACCUGGUCCAGGACCAGCUGAGGGAGGGUCUGAAGGGUCUGAAGGAGGAGUGUAAAGAGACAGCCAGGUCUCAGGAAGCUCUGCUUCGUUCUGAUAUGGACCAGAUAGCCAGUUCUAGAACCUUCCUGCAGGCCAAGCUACAAGCCUCCGUCAGUGAUCCAGCAGUAAAGUUCUGCAGCGAGAACGUGUCUCCGUACCUGGCGUCCAUCUUGGAAGAGCUGAUGUCUCCGGUGACGGGGGGUUUCCAGGGGGUCCGGCUUCUCCUGGAGGGGGAGAUAAACGCUCUCUGUCUCGGCUUCCCCGAGGGAGGGGGGCAGGAGGGGUUAAACCAGGCGCUGGGUCAGAUGGGUCAGAUGUGUCAGGCAAGUCUGGAGGAGUGUUACCAGAAAGUGGAGGUCCUGACAGAACAGCUCCAGGAACUCAGGCAUCGCUUCAAGUUCUCCAACUCAGUUCGUCUGAUCCACAGCACGCAGAUAGACAUGCAACAGCUGAUGGAGAAUGCUGUGUACACCUUUAAAUUGCUCCUCCAGAGCUCACUGAAAGACAACCCUUCCAAACUCACCUCAGCCAUGGAGAAAGCAAAGCUCAGAGUCCUCAAGCAGUAUGACCAUGACAGUAGCACGGUGAGGAAGAGGUUCUUUCAGGAGGCUCUGGUUGACAUCACGCUACCUGCUAUCAGGAGGAACAUGGCUCCGGCACACAAACCGGACUUGCAGAAGUUGGACCAGUACAUCUUUGCUGAUUACACCAACUUCAUCAAAGUGGAAAAUGUUUAUGAAGAUGUUCUACUGGACAUUCUGACCAUCGAGGUCGACAAAGUUGUGAAAGAAGCUGCCAGUCUGAGGAAGAACAACUUGAUGGUGGACAGUACUGACCUGCAGAGUGCCAGCCAGAGCAGCCUGACAGACAGUCGCACCCCUCCCCUCUCCUCCCCCGCCAGCCCUGCCAAGAUGGCUGUCUCUGGGCUGAGCAGACAGGCCGAGCAGGCACCUUCUCCCCUGGUGGGGAACUCGUCUUCAAGCGCUGGGAGGCUGGAGGUGGAAGGUGGCCCAGUGGUUCCAGAUAUGGCUGUCCUCACUCCUCCUGUCAUUGUCACAACUCCAGAAAGUGAGGCUCCAGACCCAGUCCCACUCCCAGCCGCAGCACAUAUACCUACCAAUACUGCUGAUGUCGCUGUAGCAGAGCCUGAUACCCCUUCACCUCUACCUGAAAUGUCCUCUGCUGAAAGCGAUUACACCUCUGGUGCUGCCUCAACCAAACCUGACGCUUCCUUAGUCAAUCAAGACACCCCUUUGGCCACAACCACACCUUAUGCCCCCUCCCCCAAGGCUUCUCUUCCUGUGGCUGAACCAGCUCCCCAGACACAUGAAGUUACAGACACAGCAUCCCGACCACCAGGAACUGAAGACAAACCAGACACGGCCAAAGCAUCCCGACCACCAGGAACUGAAGACAAACCAGACACGGCCAAAGCUUCCCAACCACCAGGAACUGAAGACAAACCAGACACGGCCAAAGUUUCCCAACCACCAGGACCUGAAGACAAACCAGACACGGCCAAAGCAUCCCGACCACCAGGACCUGAAGACAAACCAGACACGGCCAAAGCAUCCCAACCACCAGGAACUGAAGACAAACCAGACACGGCCAAAGCAUCCCGACCACCAGGAACUGAAGACAAACCAGACACGGACAAAGCAUCCCAACCACCAGGACCUGAAGACAAACCAGACACGGCCAAAGCUUCCCAACCACCAGGAACUGAAGACAAACCAGACACGGCCAAAGCUUCCCAACCACCAGGACCUGAAGACAAACCAGACACAGACACAGCCAAAGCCAGAAACAGCCCAGUGAGUGACAGUGUGUCGGUGUGUGUCGAGUCUCUAUCAGCAAUGAGUAUGAUUCUUCCUGAGGCCACGGUGCCCUUCACUGGUCAGAGACAGAGACAAGCCACAGACAGAGCAGUCUACCUGAAAGCUCCUGCAGGGGUGAAGGAGGGGCCAUCUGUACCUCUCACCGUGGACGAGAAGGAAGAGGAGGAAGAACAUCUUUGUAAGGAGGCAGAGAACACAGAAGCACAUCACAUUGGUACAGCCCCAUCCAACGCCCAUAGAGAAAGUGUAGACAGUGAUUCGGUCCACUCUGACACCCCUCCAGAAAUGAAAGCCAGUGGUACAGUCCAAACUAGCUCAUCUACCCAAGCCAGAGACACUGAACCAGCCUCCCCGAAUGACCUUAACCCCACGGGAUCAGAGAUGCAGCAUGGAGGCAGUGAGGACAGAGCGACAGUUACCUCCGUCUCUAGAGUUACUGUCACUGAGAGCGAGGGUGCCCUGCUUGCAUGCAAUACCCUGGUCACAUCACCAGAGGGUGCUACUACUCCACUCACUGGACCUGGGGAGGGUGUAGUGGAGGCAUGGGACAGAGGAGAGGCUCUGGGGCUACAGUCUAACGCAGUGGGGAUGGAGGCAGAGGAGGGAGAGGAGGAAGAGCAGGAAGCGUUUCCACUGGAUAGUGUGAAGUCCAUCCGUGACUUGAUGAUGGAGGUAGUGGAGGUAGAAGAGCUGAUACAGAGGUGUCCCCCAGGAAACAGCACUCCCUAGCUGGGGAAAGAACGACUAGGGGGUGUACCAACAGCAGAGCAAUCAACUGUGUUCAUUUUGAACCCAAUUCAAUAUCUAUUAACUAUUUCUAUGUAAAAUAAAUGACUGAACAUGUUUACUCUUCAGACUGAUAGAAAUUGAGGAGGUAAUGAUCUCUCUCCUCCCUCAGAUGAGCACACAGACUGGAGAAGAAAUAAAACUGACCAAAUAACAAACUUUAACAUCUGAUAGCUAUACUAGCAAGGACUGCUAUUGGUGCAGCAGACAAUCAUACAACUCAGAUUUCACUUACAUAUUCAAUUUUUGUAUUGAACAACUUCGCUUUUUUUGUUGAAAUAAUUGUCAUCUUUUUAAUAAUUUUGGAUUGAAAUGAGCACCUUACCUUACGUUUUGUUCUGUUGUGCAAAUUGAUUUUACCCUGACAACAUAAGUACUGCAUUUCUACGCCAUUUUGCUUUAGGACCUUUUGUGACAAAGCUAUUUAGAUCUGAAUAUAUUUAACCGUUAAAAGAAGGAGGUGCUUAAAUUAAUAUAAACAAACUGUUCUAUUAUCUGCAUGAUGAUUGGAGUAUUGCAAUUGUAAAAUUAUCAAUAUAUUUGUCAUUUAUAUAAAAGAAAAAAAAUGUUUUAACACUUAAAACACACAUUUAUUGUUUUGUGUUCAUACUGUAUCUUUCUGUAAUUAUAUAAAAUAUAAAACCUUUAUAAAUUUGCCACAUCUUUUAGAAGUUACUGUAGGGGAGAGGGGGGUCACGUUCAGCCAUUUGUUUUUCAUUCAGCAUCAUUCUGUCAAGGGAAAUAUAGUCUUCUUUCUAACAAAGAUAUCUACAUGUAUUUCAGGAUGUUGUGUAUCUCUGGAAAUAAAUCAGAAUUCAUGUAAACAUUAAAGUUUUGAAAUCA
This is a messenger RNA of Salvelinus fontinalis (brook trout), 4523 nucleotides long. RefSeq names its product protein Niban 1-like. The coding region runs from base 27 to 3623 and encodes 1198 amino acids. The record is from RefSeq and is a predicted model, not a curated record. The transcript has 14 exons. Lineage: Eukaryota; Metazoa; Chordata; Actinopteri; Salmoniformes; Salmonidae.